Alternaria ethzedia is the source of this 1431-nucleotide messenger RNA. RefSeq names its product Cys-Gly metallodipeptidase (gene DUG1). Lineage: Eukaryota; Fungi; Ascomycota; Dothideomycetes; Pleosporales; Pleosporaceae. The record is from RefSeq and is a predicted model, not a curated record. The transcript has 2 exons. Bases 1 to 1431 code for a protein of 476 amino acids. Gene Ontology annotation, biological process: proteolysis. Gene Ontology annotation, molecular function: metallodipeptidase activity.
AUGGCACACCUCGAUCCGUAUUUCAAGCAGGUAGAUGCCUUGCAGGGAAACUUUAUUGAGAGGCUGAGGGAGGCGGUCGCUAUUCCCAGUAUCAGCUCAGAAGACCAGAGGAGACCCGAUGUAGUCAAGAUGGGCCACUGGUUGGCCGACCAGAUCAAGGCACUCGGUGGUGAAGUUGAGCUCCGCGAGCUCGGAAAGCAGCCUGGUCGCGAGCACCUUGACCUUCCCCCGUGCCUUCUCGGACGCUACGGAAACGACCCAACGAAGCUCAACGUCCUCGUUUACGGUCACUACGACGUGCAGCCCGCGAACAAGUCUGACGGGUGGGCGACCGACCCCUUCACCCUGAGCAUCGAUGAUAAGGACCGCAUGUACGGACGCGGUAGCACAGAUGACAAGGGUCCGGUUCUUGGCUGGUUGAACGCCAUCGAGGCCCACCAGAAGGCUGGCGUCGAGCUACCAGUGAACUUGGUCAUGUGCUUCGAGGGCAUGGAAGAGAAUGGAUCAGAAGGUCUGGACGACACCAUCCGCGCCGAGGCCAAGAAGUUCUUCAAGGACGUCGACGUUGUCUGUAUCUCGGACAACUACUGGCUAGGAACUGAGAAGCCAUGCUUGACAUACGGUGUCCGCGGAUGCAACUACUACCAAGUUGAGGUUUCUGGCCCUGGUCAAGAUCUGCACUCCGGUGUCUACGGUGGAAUGACACACGAGCCCAUGACCGACUUGGUUCGCAUCAUGAACUCCUUCGUCGACCCUGAUGGCAAGAUCCUCAUCAAGGGCGUUGACGAUCUCGUCGCUCCCCUUACUGACGAGGAAGCCGCGCUUUACCCACCCAUCGCCUUCACCAUGGACGGUCUGAGGGAAUCACUAGGUGGUGCAGUAACGAUCCACGACAGCAAGGAGGAAGCGUUGAAGCACAAGAUGCGAUACCCCUCAUUAUCGCUCCACGGUAUUGAGGGUGCUUUCUACUCUGAGGGAGCAAAGACCGUUAUCCCAGCAAAGGUUAUUGGAAAGUUCUCCAUCCGCACAGUACCCAACAUGGAGAUCGACCCAGUUACCAAGCUGGUUGAGAAGCACGUCAACGACGAGUUCGCUAAGCUGAAGUCGAAGAACACAAUGAAGUUCAGCGUGGUACACUGCGGAAAGUGGUGGGUCGAGGACCCCAACCACCCCAACUACACGGCUGCUGCCAAGGCUGUCGAGCGUGUCUUUGGUGUGAAGCCAGACAUGACUCGGGAGGGUGGUAGCAUUCCUGUUACACUGACCUUCCAGGAAGAGCUUGGCAAGAACGUCCUGUUGCUGCCAAUGGGUAGCUCGACUGAUGCUGCUCACUCGAUCAACGAGAAGCUGGACAAGAGGAACUACAUCGAGGGCACCAAGCUGCUAGGAGCCUACUUGCACUACGUUGCAGGAGAGAUGAAGCGCGAAUAG